Molecule: messenger RNA, 1302 nt
Organism: Morchella sextelata
Lineage: Eukaryota; Fungi; Ascomycota; Pezizomycetes; Pezizales; Morchellaceae
Exons: 2
Coding region: 1-1302 (433 amino acids)
Cellular component (GO): catalytic step 2 spliceosome
Source: RefSeq, a predicted model, not a curated record
AUGGCCUCCAGCUCGCAGGCCCUCACGCGCAAGGCCGACAUGGAGCUCAUGCCGCCCCCGCCGCCCGCGAAGCGGAUCAAACGGCCCCCAAAGGUGCUCGACGAAGACACCUACACCGACGCCCUUUCCGAGAUCAUCGCGCGCGACUUCUUCCCGGGCCUCCUCGAGACCAAGCACCAGCAAGAAUACCUCUCCGCCCUCGCCUCCCACGACCCCUCCCGCAUCGCCGAAGCCUCCCGCCGCCUCACCGAAGUCAUGACCACCCCGCGCCUGCGCCGCGGCACCUCCUUCUCCACCCCACUGCACACCCGCCCCUCCGACACGCCCCUGAAAAGCAACCCCAUGGCCCCCGCCUCCUCCUCCUCCUCCACCACCACCACCACCCCCACCGCCGCCGCUCCAGAACCAUACGAGAAGCACCUCUCCCUCGACGCCUUCCAGGCCAAAUACACCUCCGAGGACAACGCCUCCUUCAACACCCUCCUCGACGCGCAAAACGAAAAGAAGCGCAACGCCUACGCCUUCCUCUGGGCCGGCAACCGCAUCCCCGGCUUCCGCGCAACCGCCGAAGCAAAGCGCCUCCAGCACCUCGCCGCCACCGAAGCCGCUAACGGCGGGCCCACAAAAUCAAUCGCCUGGAAAGACGACCGCAAAGCCGUCCCAAACACGUGGAAAGCCGCGCCGCGAAACACACUCAUGUUCGCCCCCGACGGGCCCGACUCACCUCCCCCGCCGCCCCCCGCAGACACGCAGAAAGACCUGCCGCCGAAAACGGUCGUCUAUGCAAACACGCGCAUGCCGCCGCCGCCGCUCCCCGCGCCGCCGCAAAGUCCCAGUUUCUCCUCGGUGCGCGACGCAAUCGCGGGCCGCCCAAGGCCGCUGGCGUCAGAGAGCGGCUUCGGCGGCGCCGACACGCCCCGUGUCAAUGGCUACAGCUUCGUCAAGGACGCGCCGUCGCCGAGCCCCAGCGAGCUUGGGGCGCCGCCGCUGACGUGGGGGUCGAUCGCGGCGCUGACGGAGGGGGAAGGCGGGGCGGGGGCGCCGGCGCCGUUCAAGAUUGCGCCGACGCCGAGGAGGGAGCUGUUGCACCAUCGCAUGGUGGAUCGGGUGGCGAAGAAUAAGCGGCCCGUGGGGAGGGCGGUGACGCCGCGGAGGGGCGAGGGGGGGGAGACGCCAGGAGGGGCGGGGUUGACGCCGGCGGGGAGGAGGCUGUGGAGUAGUUUGGCGGGAAGGGGGGAGGGGUGGGUGGGGACGCCGAGGGUGGGGAGGGGGGUGGCGACGCCGCUGGUGAAGCGGAAGUAG